AUGUCAUCAUAUCAGGACCUUCCCAGUGUAAACGAAAUCAAACGCGCCGCCGCAGCAGGUCAACGCUUUACCUCUGAGGAUGUGUCGAUCAUUGCACAGGCGGAGAGUGAGUUGACGGGCGGAGGUCCUGUAAAGGGUGGUCCUGCUGCAACCGCCCACUCCCUCGCAUCAAAACAAAUGAACUUCGACGCCAAAUUUGACGAACUAUCACACAAACCGCCUUCGCACAUCACGCAGGACGAUGCGCGACAAUUGCAAUCUGCUGAGGGACGAGCAUUCAAUGCCCCGCCCGGCGUUGCGAGUGUAUCGGCGCAGGUACGAUCGAUAGCUGAUCGGAAUGAAGUGCUGGGAUUACCAGCGGUGCAAGACCCGGGGCCGGUGUAUGUGACAAAAGAAGAGGCGAGUGAGGCACAGUCGGUCGAGUCUAUGUAUACGGGUGGGAUGGUGCCUAAGGGAGGUUAUGCGGCACAACUGCAGAGUGCUGCUGAUAAGAGGGAAGCGGCGAUGCAUGGGGUUACGUGGUUGCCAGAGGAGUAG
Talaromyces amestolkiae is the source of this 537-nucleotide messenger RNA. RefSeq lists its product as uncharacterized. The transcript is spliced from 4 exons. Bases 1 to 537 code for a protein of 178 amino acids. The record is from RefSeq and is a predicted model, not a curated record. Lineage: Eukaryota; Fungi; Ascomycota; Eurotiomycetes; Eurotiales; Trichocomaceae.